Dibothriocephalus latus is the source of this 426-nucleotide messenger RNA. Lineage: Eukaryota; Metazoa; Platyhelminthes; Cestoda; Diphyllobothriidea; Diphyllobothriidae. The record is from the annotation of a GenBank genome assembly.
UUCGAAACAGAGGCCCAACGGGAGGCCCAGCCACGCCAGCAUUCGCUCUCGAAGGAUUCUGCAGUGCCUGCUACUAGUGGUGGUGGUGGUGGUGCCCAAACUCCUGUCACUACGCCGACCUCAACGGACGAGAUGGGGGGCUGGAUCAACAUCCGCCAAGUGCUCAGUUUCGAUCUGGGUCAGCAGCCGCAGUAUCGCCCACAGACCGCCUAUGUCCUGCGUGUGCGUCGUGGACGUGAACAGAACCCUGUCAAACUACCAAUCACCCCCACCAUUACUGAGUGGAUGGAGUUCAUCUUUAAGGCGGUUGACAAUACCGACUUUAUUUCCGUUUGUUUACUGUUUACCAAUGAAUCUUUGGAUAAUGUCUCUUGUUGUUCUCUAAAGCCUUCCAAGGGCUGGUCCAAGCCUAAUUUCCUGGACUAG